AUGGCCCGUACGAAGCAGACUGCCCGGAAAUCAACCGGUGGCAAGGCGCCACGCAAGCAGCUCGCGACGAAAGCAGCGAGGAAAUCUGCACCGGCCACGGGAGGAAUAAAGAAGCCGCACCGCUACAGGCCAGGGACCGUAGCCCUCCGGGAAAUCCGCCGGUACCAGAAGAGUACGGAGUUGCUCAUACGCAAGCUCCCCUUCCAGCGGCUCGUCCGCGAGAUUGCCCAGGACUUCAAGACUGACCUGCGGUUCCAGAGCUCCGCCGUCAUGGCCAUGCAAGAAGCCUGCGAGGCUUACCUCGUUUCACUCUUCGAGGACUGUAAUCUGUGUGCGAUCCAUGCCAAGCGCGUCACUAUCAUGCCCAAAGACAUGCAACUCGCUCGAAGAAUUCGCGGAGAACGCUCAUGA
Messenger RNA from Ixodes scapularis (black-legged tick), 411 nucleotides. RefSeq names its product histone H3.1-like. The record is from RefSeq and is a predicted model, not a curated record. Gene Ontology annotation, molecular function: protein heterodimerization activity; structural constituent of chromatin; DNA binding. The coding region runs from base 1 to 411 and encodes 136 amino acids. NCBI's taxonomy places the organism in Eukaryota, Metazoa, Arthropoda, Arachnida, Ixodida, Ixodidae. Gene Ontology annotation, cellular component: nucleosome. The transcript is spliced from 2 exons.